UCAUGUGGUGAAGUCAUAACUGGUGCUCUGGGCUGAGGAAGUGCUACACAUAUUGCAGCAAUGUUUUUCUGCUUCUGCUUGUGAAGGAUGGUGAAGUAAGAAUCGAGUGUCUUUGUAGUGGGAGAAAAUUGUUGCACUGAGCUUCAAACUGCACCAGGAAACAUGAUUUUCCUCAAACUCACACCCACAACUCGGCAACUUCUCUAAAUUGGACCAAAAGAAGGCUUCAGGAGAAGAAUGUUUAGCUUCAGGCUCGUCUACGUCUUCUCAUAUAACUUGCUCCAGUUCUGCGGCCACACAUGGAUACUGGCUAAUACCAUCGCCAGGUUUCUUAUGUUUGGUCAAGACUCUAGAUAUGCCUGACGACUGAGACCUUUUAACUGAUGCUUUGGCAGACACAUUUUAUUCUGUUGGCUUUGUGAUGAGUCUCUGCCAGCUGCUUUCCAUUCUGGAGCUUUUCCACAUUGCAGAUGGUAUUGAGAAAGCCAGACUCCUUCCUCGCUUCAUCCAAGUGUGUAUCCACAGUUCACUUUUUAAUGAGAUUUUACCAUCAAUCAUGUUUUGUUUGUUUUUUUCAACCCAGGCUCGGUUUGACUGUCUUUCUAUUUUUCAGGUUAUGGAGAAGAACCUUCUGUUGAUUAUGAUUAUCAUGCUGGAGGAGCUCCAGAGUAAACCAGUUGUGUGUGCGCAGUUCUUCUUCUGGAACAUUCUGGACCUCUUACGGUAUCCUCAUGAGCUGCUGUGUAUUAUGGAAAAACCCUCCACCACCAUGUUGUGGACUCGCUACUCACUCUGGAUCCCUCUGUACAUCCUGUCAGUCAUCAUCGAAGGUGUCACUAUCUACCAAGCCCUGCCUUAUGUUGAGCAAACAGCCUCCCACUGUGCUCCACUGAAUUCUACAAUAGCUCCAAACAUCCACCUUCCCUUUGUCCUGGUGCUGUACCUCCCUGUUCUCACUCUUGGGGCCUCUGUAACAGUUUGGCAGCUGCUGAAGGAGAGACAACACCAACUGGAGAAAUGGAACAAGAAGAGGAAGUAAGGUGGAAUGCAAAGACUGAAAAGGAAGUUCUGAAAAAAAAAACUAAUCUUUUUUUGAA
Messenger RNA from Archocentrus centrarchus (flier cichlid), 1097 nucleotides. RefSeq names its product 3-hydroxyacyl-CoA dehydratase 4 (gene hacd4). The record is from RefSeq and is a predicted model, not a curated record. Lineage: Eukaryota; Metazoa; Chordata; Actinopteri; Cichliformes; Cichlidae. Gene Ontology annotation, molecular function: 3-hydroxyacyl-CoA dehydratase activity. The transcript is spliced from 7 exons. Gene Ontology annotation, biological process: very long-chain fatty acid biosynthetic process; sphingolipid biosynthetic process; fatty acid elongation. Gene Ontology annotation, cellular component: endoplasmic reticulum membrane. The coding region runs from base 422 to 1039 and encodes 205 amino acids.